AUGGGCUCAGCUCAUUCACGCGGUGUGCGUGGUCGUGACGAACGCGCACAAGAUCAGGACAAUCGUAUACCAUCAGUCAGCAUACCUGCGCGACGCGAUCGUGAAGAUGCCGGAGAACAUGUCUCGUCGGAACACUCAGACAGGCGUCUUCGCCGCCGCCGCUUAUCUCUAGGACUUCGUUCUCGCCACUUGGAUCAGGAAGAGGACAUGGCAGUGGAUGGAGCACCUGCUUCACGCACAGAAAACCUCUCGCGCAGGAUCCAGGCUGGUUGGAAUAGGACGCCCUUGAGCUCUUUGUCCCGACGCUCUCAAUCCUCUGUAUCACCAGGACCCAUGGCAGCGGCCACCUCCCCCGAGUAUGAAGCUGGGACUGGCUCUGCUCCAUCGGUCGCUUCUAAUACUUCAAACCCAUUUGGUCGGCGCAACUCUUCGCUUUCCUCCGAAUCAUCGAGUUCUAGGCUGAGUCGCAUGCCUUACAAUGAUAUGAACACACCAGACUCCAACACGACAACGCCCUCAAAUCCUUGGGAGGCGGAGCGUGCGAGUACUUUCCGCAUGUUAGAACGUGCUUUCGGAUCUUUACCCACAUCCUCAGCUCCAUCACAAAGUCGGGCCCAACCUCACGCUCACGCUCAGCCACACCCAAGAAUCGAUCCAUCUUCGCUGCCUGGCACAUUUGGUCAAAGAAACGCCAGAUCCACCAACCUUGGCCCAAAUGCUGAUCGACCCUCGUCUGCUUUAACCUCAGUUUUGGCUGAACUUUUGAGUGCGCCUCGAGAAGGAGCCCCUAUGCCCAUGACGGCACCCUUGUCCGGCACAUCCGUCAUUGUGCAAGGAGCGUUAAUUGCGCGCACUGCUUCACAGCAAGAUUCAGGCGAACACAAUCUGCCGCGCACAUCCUCAUCCUCAUCGACUAGAUCAGCACCCACGCCCUUGUCGGCAGAACACGCAGAAUCGCCUGGACCUUUGCCAUCAUCGACAUCGACUUCAGCCAAUGAACCUACCCCGACACAGCCCACUGCGGAUGCCUCCAGCUCUCAGUCACAGAGCGGUUCUCAAAAUGAGUCCAAUAUACCCCAUGUUGCUACACUUGAAGAGCAGGGCGAAAUGCUGGGCCGGAUUCUGCGUAUUGCCGCAGCAGCCACAGCAGCCUCUGUUGUAAACCAAACCCCCCUCAACCCAUCAGUUGCGGCUUCUGCUACAGCUUUUGCCUCUUCUGCAAUGCAGCAGCCAUCCUCAGGCUCUGAUGCGCAGCCUCCUGCUAACGACCCUUCAAUUGCUUCUGAGCCUAGUCGUACGGCCGGGACCGGAUUGGGACCCUCGUCAGAGUCGAACUCCGCCGAAGGUCGUUCACCCGAGACUUCUCGAGCUCCUGAUUCUGAAGUGGCGCAUGAUAAUCAGUCCACGUCGUCAUCAGGUGCUCCGCAAGAAGCGGGCUUCGCUCGCGAACUGUUGAAUCGUCUCAUUUCAACUCGUGGUGGUGCCCCUCGUCAAUCAUCUCUGCAACGCAAUGAUUCAGAGGCCGCAUCAUCAAUCUCCCGUCUUCUGCGUGAUGCCUUGCGAGCAUCGUUGCCUCAGCGCUCAGCACCGUCUUCAUCAUCAAGCGCUGAGUCAGAUCAAACAACAAUGGCCUCUGUAUUAUCCACACUCGAGCGAGCUCGGCAGAACCAACCGCUGCCUGAUGGUGAGCCCGGCUCAUUCGAUCGCUUUUUGCGCGACUUGUUGGAUGAUCUGAAUGUGGCCAUACAUCAACUGAGCGCUUCAGGAACAACAACGGCAUCAACAGAGCAAGACCCUUCGAACUCGGCACAUGUAGAUGAAGAAACGCGCGAACGUCGUGAAUCGGACGUUUUGUCUGGUCAGUUGGCAUUUUUCCGAAUGUUCCGUUUUGAGCGCAAUGCUGAAUCGGCGUUGGUCCCUUGCGUCAUGGUCGGUGUACGAAGUCUGCGAGCAGAAGAACGACUCAUGGGCGGUGAACAAGCGCUCCCACGAGACGGAGCAGACAGCCGCUCUGGUGUAGCACGAUUCGUCUUGUUUGUGAGUGGUGGACGCUAUCAUGAGAAUCAUCCGCUUCUGUCAGCCCGUCCUCGUGAUGCUGGACGCGACUUGAUGUUCAUUAUGGAAUUGCUCGGCACCAUAGCGGCUAUGAGCAAUAAGAGGCCAACAGCUAGUGCCGCUGAUAUUGAACGCAGUGGCUUAGCCAAGGUUCGGGCUUCCGAGCUGGUUCAUUUUCGUGCUGCUGGCCGCAUUACGGAAAAUACAUCGGACAAAUGUCUGGUAUGUUUGGAUGACUGGCAGGAUGAAGAUGAAUGCCGUAUUCUCUCAUGCAAGCACGUUUUCCACGCAUCAUGUGUGGACCAAUGGCUCGAGCACAGCUCGAAUUCGUGUCCCCUAUGCCGGACAGAAGCUGUGUCAACGACAGGAGUCGCAAGUGCCGUGCCUUAG
Malassezia globosa CBS 7966 is the source of this 2445-nucleotide messenger RNA. RefSeq lists its product as uncharacterized. The record is from RefSeq and is a predicted model, not a curated record. Bases 1 to 2445 code for a protein of 814 amino acids. The transcript is spliced from 2 exons. Lineage: Eukaryota; Fungi; Basidiomycota; Malasseziomycetes; Malasseziales; Malasseziaceae.